Messenger RNA from Gongylonema pulchrum, 426 nucleotides. NCBI's taxonomy places the organism in Eukaryota, Metazoa, Nematoda, Chromadorea, Rhabditida, Gongylonematidae. The record is from the annotation of a GenBank genome assembly.
AUGUACUGGCUUCUGGUGGCCCUGCUACCACUGUUCUUACACGAGGUGACAGCGAUGCGGAAGCAAGGAGUUGCGGUUCGUGGACGACUGUUAUGCGGUGCAGUACCGGCGAAUGGAACUAAAGUUCGUAUCGUCGAUCUUGAUACAGGACCAGAUCCGGAUGACACAUUGGAUGAGAAGAUGAUCGACGCUGAUGGGAAAUUCGAACUGAACGGGAGCACUCGCGAGCUUACGCCCAUCGAUCCAGUGCUGUACAUAUGGACCGACUGCGAGGAUGGAAUAACUCCUUGUCAACGCAAAAUAACGCUGAAAAUUCCGAAAAAGUUUAUCCAUAACGGAACUCCAAAACCGGAACAAUGGAUUGAUGCUGGAGUGAUGAAUUUGCAAGGGAAAUUCGAGGAAGAAGGACGAGAAUGCUUACACUGA